GGAUCAUAAAGUUGAAUUCCAAUGAACAGAGAGAGGUUUCCUUUUUUCAAAGAAACAGUUGGGAUUGCAUUAACUGUAUGUCCCAACACGCUAAUUUAUAGAUGAGAAGAUGAGCAAAAUUUAAGAUCGACCAACCGUACUGUUAAUUUCCAUGCCUAUAUAAUCCCACUCUCGCAUUCUCCUUGCUUCACAACUCAAACAAAGUCAUCGAUCGUCUUAACUAGUAUUGUAUCCACUUUGGCUAGUUAAGAUGAGUACUACUGCUACUUCUAGUUUUAGGCUUCUUCUUCUUGUGCUUUUUGGUGCUUUCAUUUUCACCACUGGUGCAAGCAGGAAGCUUGGAAGUGAUCAAAAAGGUUCCUUUGGCGAUGAGAAAAAUUUAUAUCACCACCCACGUCUUGGAGGAGGCGGUGGGGGUCUGGGUGGUGGAGGCGGUGGUGGGCUUGGAGGAGGAGGAGGGCUAGGCGGUGGUGGCGGAGCUGGUGCCGGAGGAGGAGCUGGCUUCGGAGGUGGUGCUGGAGCGGGAGCUGGUGGGGGUCUUGGUGGAGGCGGUGGGGGAGGCUUUGGUGGUGGAGGUGGCGGAGGAGUGGGCGGUGGAUCUGGUUUUGGAGGAGGAGCUGGUGGAGGCUUUGGAGCUGGCGGUGGUGCUGGUGGUGGAGCUGGAGGCGGUGGCGGAGGAGGGUUCGGAGGUGGUGGCGGUGGAGGACUUGGGGGCGGAGCAGGAGGAGGCUUCGGUGGAGGAGCUGGUGCCGGUGGUGGGUUUGGAGGUGGAUUGCCUUGAAGACGUGCAUGAAUGAUGAUAUAGCUGCAUGCAUAUCAAAUCAAUCAAUAAUUGAUAAAUGUGAUUUAGUUUCUAUCAAAUUCUAUGUUACAAUUGAUCGAGUCUUUGUUGUGUCAACUGUAAGUGUCCGAUCUUGUUAUCGUUGCUUAAUUUGGUGACGAAUUAGUGUUUUCAUUUCUAUUAAUUUGUGCAUUAUGAUCUAUUAUAAUGAUUGAUGGAAGACAGCAAAUUGUUGAUCUUCAUAUUAAUGAUUA
Rosa rugosa (rugosa rose) is the source of this 1035-nucleotide messenger RNA. RefSeq names its product glycine-rich protein 23-like. The transcript has a single exon. Bases 251 to 781 code for a protein of 176 amino acids. The record is from RefSeq and is a predicted model, not a curated record. Lineage: Eukaryota; Viridiplantae; Streptophyta; Magnoliopsida; Rosales; Rosaceae.